AUGAGCAAACCCCAACAACAACAAGUGCCACCAUUUCCAAAUAAAUAUCAAGUUAGAUUAGUUGCAUCAUCUGAUUCUAAACCAUGUAUAAUAUGUUAUAAACCAGCAACAACAGUAUUAUUAGCUGAAGGGAAUGGAGAUUUCUUUUAUACUUGUCAACAACAUUUAAAAGAUGAACAAUUUGCUAAUUCUAUACAUCCUCAAGAAUAUACUGAUUUGGUUAAUUCUCAAAAAGAAUUAACAACAAAGAAAGUUCAAUUAGAAAAAGAUGUUGAAUUAGAAAAACCAUAUAUUUGGAAUAAAGUUACUGGUUAUUGGAAGAAUGAUAAAGAGAAAUCUGAAGACUCUAAAAACAAUGAUAAUUUGAGUAAAUAUGAAAAGCUUAAGAAUGAGUUAAAAGAAGUUAUGAAAGAAUUAGAUGAAAAGAAUAAAUUAAUACUGGAAUUUAAAUUUAAACAAUAUAAAUUGAAUCAAGAUAUAUAUAAGAAUAGAUUAAUGAUUCAUCAAAAGAAAGUAUAUGGUCAACAACGAGCCGUGAAGAUUCAACAAGAAGGAUUCUUCCCAUCUGCUCCAAGCCAUAAUCUAGAGUAA
Molecule: messenger RNA, 591 nt
Organism: Candida tropicalis MYA-3404
Lineage: Eukaryota; Fungi; Ascomycota; Pichiomycetes; Serinales; Debaryomycetaceae
Exons: 1
Coding region: 1-591 (196 amino acids)
Biological process (GO): vacuolar transport
Cellular component (GO): endosome
Source: RefSeq, a predicted model, not a curated record